AUGGUCAAGCUUGGCAAACUCGAAAGUGAGGCGGAACAAUCCUUCAAGUUUUUGGGAUCCGAUGAAAAGGUCAAUCUCAAAAGCGUAGAAUCACUCCAGGAAAUUGAUGUCAGCCCUGUCAAGAUUACCAAGGACAACUUAAAGCAGACCAAACCAUGGGUGCAUUUCGUGGCCGGUGGCAUCGGUGGGAUGGCCGGUGCGAUUUUUACCUGUCCUCUUGAUGUUGUCAAAACCAGAUUACAAUCAUCCGAGUACCGUGAGAUGUACAAACACCAGUCUGUGAAGAUUACUGCCAACAGCAAGGGAAUCCGCAGCACCUUCAUAACUAAUAAUCCGUUGACCCAGGCUGGGGUCCACGUCAGCGAGACGAUGGGAAUCAUCGGUAACGUGUACAAAACUGAGGGGUUCCGUGCGUUAUUCAAGGGUUUGGGUCCGAACUUAGUUGGGGUAAUUCCUGCCAGAUCCAUUAACUUCUUCACCUAUGGGGUAAGUAAGGAUGUGUUGUCACAGUACCUCAAUGGCGGAAAGGAGUCCACCUAUAUUCAUUUAUUGGCGGGUAUCUCCGCUGGUAUCGUCACAUCCACUGCAACCAACCCUAUCUGGUUGAUCAAGACCAGAUUGCAGUUGGACAAGGCGAAAAACAAGGCGUAUAAGAACUCCUGGGACUGCUUCACCUCUAUUUUGAAGUAUGAGGGUGCGGGUGCCUUGUAUCGUGGGUUGAGUGCGUCCUACUUGGGCUCCGUCGAGAGCACUAUUCAGUGGGUGUUAUACGAGCAGAUGAAGUCAUUGAUUAACGAAAGAUCCUUGAAAAACCACCAGGAGGGCAAGGUCAGAACCUCGUGGGACUCGGUGAUGGAAUGGUCCCAGAGAUCUGGUGCGGCCGGUGCGGCCAAAUUCUUUGCCUCCUUGAUCACCUAUCCCCACGAAGUUGUCAGAACAAGAUUGAGACAGGCUCCGCCCACCAAGGACGGCAGACCAAAGUACACCGGCUUGAUGCAGUGCUUCAAGUUGGUUAUCAAGGAGGAGGGAUUCAUCAGUAUGUAUGGUGGGUUGACAGCCCAUUUGUUGAGAACCGUGCCGAACUCUAUCAUCAUGUUUGGUACAUGGGAAAUUGUGAUCAAGUUGUUGUCAGACGACGAUAGCGUUCCGUUGAGUUAA
Molecule: messenger RNA, 1158 nt
Organism: Babjeviella inositovora NRRL Y-12698
Lineage: Eukaryota; Fungi; Ascomycota; Pichiomycetes; Serinales
Gene: RIM2
Product: Rim2p
Exons: 1
Coding region: 1-1158 (385 amino acids)
Biological process (GO): pyrimidine nucleotide import into mitochondrion
Cellular component (GO): mitochondrion
Molecular function (GO): pyrimidine nucleotide transmembrane transporter activity
Source: RefSeq, a predicted model, not a curated record